AUGGGUGCAGCUCUGGCGUCAUGCGGCCUUCGCCUCGAGCACAGUGCUUCGGCAAUAGGUGUCCUCUUCUCCGGCAUCAGUGACGGUGAUGCAGAGGAGGAGUUGGUUCUGGAAGUGAUGAGCACUGCAGCAGAUGAUUCUAGCGGCGUCAGGCCGAGCGGCUUCAAGGAGUUACAACAGCUGCAGGUGAGCCGGCUCUCAACCGAGCAUGGUCUGGAAGCAUUGAGCUUCAGGUACAGUGAAUCUGUCAGAUCUACCUGGCCAGAUGAUUACCGCUUCCAGGCGUCCAAGAGAUCAUGGAGAGCCUCAAUUGCCUCUGCUCCGGACAAGGCCUAUGUGCUGCAGAUGGCCACACGUGCAGAGGAAAGAGUAGCAGAUGCCGUGAAAUGGGACUUGGAGGAUGCCAAAAGCGCAGGCUCCUACGCCCACCGCUUCAAUCUGUACAGUCGUGAACAGGCUCGAGAAGCUGGUGGCCCCACGGACGAUCAGCCACCGUGCGUUAAGGUGGCUGCCCCAGUUGCGUGCCGAGUGGUCAAAACCAACUUUCCAGCGCUGCUGCCGGUGGGUGCAUACUGCACAUUGUGGCCCUACUCAGAUGCAGAGGUGCGAAAGUUUGUGUUCAACGGUUGCCAAGACUUCGUGGAGCUUGCACAGGCCUUCUUCCAUCACUCAGCUUUCUCCUCCAGUGGAAAGGAACUGGUGUGUGACAUCCAGGGCGCUGAGCAAGAGGAUGGCAGCCUCCUCUUGAUUGAUCCGUGCAUCCUCCGGCCUGGCAAGGUAACGGUCAGUGCGUUGCUGAAAGGCUCUGCGAAGGACGAUCGCGAGCGCGAGGACUUGGCAGCCUGCCUGGGACCUGUUGUCAACGUGGCAGCAGACAAAUUCGACAAGCUCCACCCAAAGUGUACCCAGCUUUGCAAGGCUUUCGAUCCUCAAAGAAGCACCGUGAAGAGGAAGGUCGGCGUGUGCGGUCUCGAUGUCACCUGCGGCUUGGCGAGAGGUUAA
This is a messenger RNA of Symbiodinium natans, 1002 nucleotides long. The record is from the annotation of a GenBank genome assembly. NCBI's taxonomy places the organism in Eukaryota, Dinophyceae, Suessiales, Symbiodiniaceae.